This is a messenger RNA of Sorex araneus (European shrew), 956 nucleotides long. RefSeq names its product dermatopontin (gene DPT). The coding region runs from base 20 to 613 and encodes 197 amino acids. The transcript is spliced from 4 exons. Gene Ontology annotation, biological process: collagen fibril organization. Lineage: Eukaryota; Metazoa; Chordata; Mammalia; Eulipotyphla; Soricidae. The record is from RefSeq and is a predicted model, not a curated record. Gene Ontology annotation, cellular component: extracellular matrix. Gene Ontology annotation, molecular function: extracellular matrix structural constituent.
UCGCCAGCAGCCGGGCAGCAUGGACCUCCGAGUCCUGGGGGUGCUCCUGGCGCUGGCCGGCGCCGCCCGGGCCCAGUACAGCCGCUACGAGCUGCAGUACCAGGACUACGACGAGGGCUGGGCCAACCUGAACCGCCAGGGCUUCAGUUUCCAGUGCCCCCACGGGCAGGUGGUGGUGGCCAUCCGGAGCAUCUUCAGCAAGAAGGAGGGCUCCGACCGCCAGUGGAGCUACGAGUGCGCGCCCACCCCGCAGAGCCUCGGCGAGCCCAGCGAGUGCUGGUGGGAGGAGAUCAACCGGGCGGGCAUGGAGUGGUACCAGACCUGCUCCAGCAACGGCCUGGUGGCCGGGUUCCAGAGUCGCUACUUUGAGUCAGUGCUGGACCGGGAAUGGCAGUUCUACUGCUGCCGCUACAGCAAGCGCUGCCCCUACUCCUGCUGGCUGACCACCGAGCACCCGGAGCACUACGGCGAGGACAUGGACAUGGUCUCCUACAGCUACGACUACUACAUCCGCGGUGCCACCACCACCUUCUCGGCGGUGGAACGAGAUCGCCAGUGGAAGUUCAUCAUGUGCCGCAUGACCAGCUACGACUGUGAAUUUGAAAACGUGUAACACCGCCACGCCGCCUCCAGGGUGGCCCCCGGGACUUCCCCAGCAGGCACCAGCUCCUCCUCCUCACCCCCUCGGGGCCAGCCCUGCACGGAGCCCUGUACACAGUCCCUGUCCCCUCCCCCCCGCCCCUCCCUGAGCCCCACCCCUACGAUUUAAGGCUCUGCACCCCGAGAAGAGGGGAGCUGGCAGGGUAGGCGGGAAGAAGAAUGUCCCGGACCAGAAGCAGAAGCUUCCAGAAAGCAGGGGUGACCGCAGGCCUCGGGGAGCAGACGUCGCGAUGUCUCGGCUGGGAACGGCAGGUGAGGGGCAUGGGGGGGCACGUGCCCACCCUGCUGUGCUCCUG